Closterium sp. NIES-65 is the source of this 999-nucleotide messenger RNA. Lineage: Eukaryota; Viridiplantae; Streptophyta; Zygnematophyceae; Desmidiales; Closteriaceae. The record is from the annotation of a GenBank genome assembly.
AUGUCCCCCACAUGCUGCGCUUUACCGUCCAUCUCAACUGCACGGCACGGCACGGCACGGCACGGUGCGCCAGCAGUUCAUAGGAGAGGAGGAGUCAUCGGAGCGGGGCACGGCGGGGCUGGGGGACGACCCCACGUGGAUGGUCGACCCCCUCGACGGCACCACCAACUUCGUGCACCGGUGGGUGCGCCGCUGCCGCUGCCGCUGCCGCUGCCGCUGGGGGUGGGGGUGGGGGUGGGGGUGGGGGUGGGGGUGCCGCUGGGGGUGCUGCUGGGGGUGCCGCUGGGGGUGCCGCUGGGGGUGCCGCUGGGGGUGGCGGUGGUGGGUGGGGGUGGCGGCGGGGAUGGCGGUGGCGGUGGGGGUGGGGGUGCAUCCCUGCAAUGGCACAAACAGCAGUCUUGGCGCGCCCCUAACCUGCACCUGUGGAGAUGGGCAGCCGGCAUCAUCUCUCCUUCUCAACCUUAUCUCAUCACCUCCUUUGCUUCAUUCAUAUCUACCCCCCUCUCUGCGUCUUGGCCUACAUGCCCUGCCCCCUGUGCCCCACACCAUGCGGGCAUGGAGCGUGCGUGGCGGGAGCAGAUGUUCACAGCAAUGAGGGGCCAUGGUGCCAUGCUCAACGACGAGCCCAUCCAUGCAUCUUCGCAAGCAGACAUGGGGUCAGCGCUACUCGCCACUGAGAUAGGCACCAAGAGGGACGCAGGCACGGUGGCAGGGCUGACAGGGCGCAUCAGCAACCUGCUCUUCCAGGUGCGGUCGCUGCGGCUGUCAGGGUCGUGUGCGCUGAACCUGGUGGGCGUGGCAUGCGGCCGCCUCGACCUCUUCUACGAGAUCGGCUUCGGUGGACCCUGGGACGUAGCAGCGGGGUCGCUGAUCGUGGAGGAAGCGGGCGGCCUCUGCUUUGACCCGUCAGUGCCCUCCCUUCGCCCUCCCUUCGCCCUCCCUUCGCCCUCCCUUCGCCCUCCCUUCGCCCUCCCUGCUCUAAAGACCUGUCAUCUUUGA